UUAUUUUCCAAACUCAAAUGUUAAUGUCCUUUUGGUGGUUGCAAAUAUUUCUGCCCACACUGCACCUAGUUCAUAUCCAACCGCGCAGGGUCGGUUCGGAGGGCAUUGCCCCCGUUUCAACUUGCGUGAACUGAAAUAAAUGUACUAUUUUUAUUAUUAUUAUGUACAUUUAUAUGUGUGGGCUAAAAUUGUAUGCUCUGGGAACAGGCGAAACACAAACGUGAGCACAUUUUUUUGACGGACUAUUAACGCGGGUGUGCCGAAUGACGUUUCGUUGGUGAAAAUCGAAGUUAAUGACAGAAAAAUAUAAUAAAGCUUGUGGAAUCAAGACAGUCUAAGGAAGAAAUUAGAGUGAGUUACAUAUUUGCAAAAACUGUACUGCAAAGCCUUGCAUAAAUAACAUCGGUUUUCAAAAUUUUCUUUUGUUUCUUAAUGCUGGCGAUCUAGUGUAAAUACUUGGAGGACAUUAAGUUCUAAAGGCAGCUAGCCCCAGUCUGCCCCCUCCCCGUCAGUUGAAAUGGUCUAGAACUGCAAACGUAACUGCAAAUUGUAAAUAUAACCAUUAUAAAUAAACAAAUAUAAAUGAAGCGCGCGUGGUGUAGGCAGUGUCGUGAGAAUGCCAAAGUCGCGCGCACCGAGUUUAAGGGUUGGCGGCUAACCGCCGUUAGCGGAGGUGGCCGUGUUGUGGGAUUCUCAGUCCGGACCAAACACCUUCGGUAUCGCUGGGGAACCUGUUCUCCGUAUAACCGGUCAGUGAAACCGACGGCAAACUCUUCAUUUAAAAGCUCUAAUGGGUGACUUAACCGUUACAUCGCGGCAGGGUUGGGGCGUUCGCCACGAUGCGUAGUAACGAGCGCCCCUCGUUAUUUUACGGUAUUGUAACGUCCUGCAAACCAAGGCAUCGCGGUGGUGCCCCCAGGAACCAAGGAGACCAUUCUAUUAAAGUUAAUUAAUUAAAAUUUUGUUGAGUUUUUUUAUUAAACCAGUAAGGGACUAUAAGAACGAAACCAUCACCAGUCAACAAAAAACGGCCUACGCACUGAGUUCAGCACUCACGGUGGGUAAUUUAUCCAACGGCUAAAGACAUGGGAGGACAGGGCGGGGGCACGCACGACAAUCGUGAGCAAAACAAGUAUUUACAAUAACACAAACAAGGUGCUAUUUACAUUUUCCCAGCAUGCUUCAGUGCCACAGUAUUAUUUUGGAGGUACAUGCUGCUUAAUUUAAGAAUACUUCACUAAAAUUGAAGUGAAGCACAAAUGUUUGUUCCUAGCCAUUCAUUAAUAAUGGAGCCAUAAUAACAGUACUGCAAAUCAAACAACAUUGACAAGAGAAACCUGGACAGCGGUGGUGGGUCUAUCUGAAGGCUGAACAACAAGUGAAAGGUGAACACUGCCACCUACUGGAUGGGAAAAACACGGCUGUUUUACUGGCAGUAUACUGCCACCUACAGGCAUCCUCUCUUCAUCUAUGGCAUUUUUCUUCAGAGAAGGCAAAUGAGGGCAGAUUUCUAGUUUGUCUGAGAAGCAAAAUAAUAACACAACAAUGUUAAAAAGCCAAAUCCUUGUUAGCAAUAUAUGGUGAGAUUUACUGGAUGGACAAAAUGGAAAUAUCAUUUCAAGUUAUAUUUUUGCAUUGUGGCUGUCCUACUUCGAGAAUGUGAGACAUUACUAAGUGAGAAAAUGAGUCUGGACGUUCACCUGCCAACAGAUGUGUGGCUGAUCCCAGAAGUCAUUUUGAUUGCCACUCCUACGCACCUGCUAGUGGAGGGAGAUGCUCUGAAUCUUACCUGUAUUGAUACAGUAAUUGAAAGUUCCAACUCCACAUUGGUCUACAUAAUCCUCAGGGACAACCACACAGUUUCCAGGUCUACAGGGUCUCGGUCAUUCAGUUUCUUCAUACCCAGUGUUGCUAAGAGCGAUGCUGGGUGGUACAACUGUUCAGUCACUGACCCACUGAGGCUCCAGAGAUACAGUGGGGGGAUACAGGUCACUGUGGAAGAUUUAUUUCAGAAAGUGGUUCUACUAUCAACACACGAAGGGGCAUUAAUCAUGGAGAAGGAGCCGCAGACCCUCCACUGUGUGGCCUUUAUUCACAAGUUGAGGGCAACACACACCAAUGUGACCUACGUCUUUCUGAAGGCAGGGCAGCCCAUAGCAAGCAGUAGCGCCCCCGUGUUCCACAUAGCCAGCAUCGAGAGGAGCAAUGCUGGCAGUUACAGCUGCAUGGCCCGCUCAGGGACAGCUGUUGGACGCAGUCCAGAGGUCUAUCUCGAGUUAUAUGAACAUAUUCCAAAACCCACACUGAUGGCCAAGCCCCCGAGUGGAAGGGUGUACACAGAGGACCAGAUUGUCCUGAAGUGCAAGCUGGAUGCCUUUGCUGGCUGGACGUACAACUGGUACAAAGACAGGAAGGAGGCCUACCCAGUGGAGCAGAACUGGGGCAGCAAAGGAGUCGGAGCCAAGUACAUAAUCUGGAGGGCAUCUCUCGAGCACACUGGGCAGUACUGGUGCAGAGCAGGGAGAGGGAGCCCCGUCUUUUACACAGACUACAGCGAGCCUCUCUUCAUUAAUGUCACUGCUAAGCUGAUCUCAGAAGUCAUUUUGAUUGCCACUCCUACCCACCUGCUGGUGGAGGGAGAUGCUCUGAAUCUUACCUGUGCUGCUACAACAACUGAAGGUCCCAUCCCUACACUGGACUACACCAUCCUCAAGAACAACCACACGCUUUCCAGGUCUACAGGGUCUCGAUCCUUCAGUGUCAUCAUACCCACUGUUGCUGAGAGUGAUGCUGGGUGGUACAACUGUUCAGUCAUUGACCCACUGAGGCUCCAGAGAUACAGUGAGGGGAUACAGGUCACUGUGGAAGAUUUAUUUCAGAAAGUUGUUCUGAUAUCAACACACGGAGGGUCAUUAGUCAUGGAGAAGGAGCCUCAGACCCUCCGCUGCGUGGCCUUUGUCCACAAGCUGAGGGCAACACACACCAAUGUGACCUACGUCUUUCUGAAGGCAGGGCAGCCCAUAGCAAGCAGCAGCGAUCCCGUGUUCCACAUAGCCAGCAUCGAGAGGAGCAAUGCUGGCAGUUACAGCUGCAUAGCCCGCUUAGGGACAACUGUCGGACGCAGUCCAGAGGUCCGUGUUGAGUUAUAUGAACAUAUUCCAAAAUCCACACUGACGGCCAAGCCCCCGAGUGGAAGGGUGUACACAGAGGACCAGAUAGUCCUGAAGUGCAAGCUGGAUGCCUUUGUUGGCUGGAAGUACUACUGGUACAAAGACAGGAAGGAGACCUACCCAGUGGAGCAGAACUGGGGCAGCAGAGGAGAUGGAGCCACGUACAUAAUUUGGAGGGCAUCUCUCAGACACACUGGGUGGUACUGGUGCAGAGCAGGGAGAGGGAGCCCCAUCUUCUACACAGACUACAGCAAGCCUCUCUUCAUUAAUGUCACCGAGCUUUUCACCAGCGUGGGACUGACCGUGUCCCCAGGGACAGUGCUGAGGAAGGGGCAGCCUUUGCAGCUCAUGUGUGAGGCCCAGUUGAGCGAAAGGCAGAAGGCCCUGCCCCCCAGCGCUGCCACAGUAAGGAUUCUCUUCACUUUCUGGAGAAAUGGUGAACCCCUGGGCAGUUCUUUGGACUUGGCGACUUACAGCAUCAGUGAAAUGCUUAGCUGCCACGCUGGACGAUAUGUCUGUAGUGUGAGCUCCGGGAGAGCAGAGAAGCGCAGCAGGGAAGUACUCAUCACCUUAGUUGAUGUCACAGUCACUCUGACAGCAGUUCUUGGGGCAGUGCUGCUCAUCGUCAUGGUAUCUGUGGCUUUAGCAAUAAAAAUCUGGUGGCUCAGAGGUCGCACAGCUCAACGGCAUAGGGCCGGCAGUCCCGGGGGAGCGACACUGCAGGCGGAGCUGAUGGAGCCGGUGGAUGUCAGGUUGACUUCAAUACCCUUGACUGCUGCUGGUGGUGGAAUAAGCAACGUUUCUCCAGGGAACAGUAGUUCUGUUCCAUUGCAGAGAAUGUAAUUGACAGCAAUUCGUAGUGCCUUCCUUUCCAGCUGCUUAUGUAACAAUACACCCUUUGCAUCACAGAAAAUAAAACAUUUUUCCCUGA
Brienomyrus brachyistius is the source of this 4101-nucleotide messenger RNA. RefSeq names its product Fc receptor-like protein 5. The coding region runs from base 1578 to 4013 and encodes 811 amino acids. The record is from RefSeq and is a predicted model, not a curated record. Gene Ontology annotation, molecular function: transmembrane signaling receptor activity. Gene Ontology annotation, biological process: cell surface receptor signaling pathway. The transcript is spliced from 14 exons. Lineage: Eukaryota; Metazoa; Chordata; Actinopteri; Osteoglossiformes; Mormyridae.